AGCAGCGGAAAAUGUAAUAAGGCUAAUGGGUCGCUAACUUGUCUAAAGCGUCGUGAAAUCGUCUUGUUUUUCUAAGCAUAUAUUUAGGCUUAAACAUGUUGGUCCCGAUCUUUACACUGAAACUCAACCAUAAGAUAAACCCUCGGAUGGUGACAAUUGGUAAAUUUAAUGGAGUUCACCCAUGUCUCACAGCAGCAACACAAGCAGGGAAGGUUUUUAUCCACAACCCCCAUGCCCGUGGACAGAGAGCAGCAGGACACCGCCUGAGCCAAAGCACCCAGGACUCAGAUGUGUCUCUUCUUAACAUCAACCAGGCAGUUACUUGUUUGACAGCUGGUACUUUAGGCCCAAACACUACUGGGGACACACUGUUAGUGGGCUCUCAAACCAAUCUGCUAGCCUAUGAUGUUCAUGAUAACGCUGAUGUUUUCUACAGAGAGGUGACAGAUGGAGCAAAUUCCAUUGUCUUGGGCAAACUUGGAGACAUCCCUUCACCUCUUGCCAUCAUUGGAGGAAACUGUGCUCUGCAAGGUUUUGACUUUGAAGGGAAUGACCACUUCUGGACUGUGACUGGAGAUAAUGUCAGAUCUCUUGUUCUCUGUGACUUCACAGGAGAUGGAAAAAAUGAGCUCUUAGUAGGAUCUGAAGACUUUGAUAUAAGAGUUUUUAAAGAGGAUGAGCUUGUGGCUGAGAUGACCGAAAAUGAGACUGUAACUUCACUGUGCCACAUGCAUGACAGUCGAUUUGGCUAUGCACUGGCAAAUGGUACUGUGGGUGUUUAUGAUCGCAAUUCAAGAUACUGGAGGAUAAAGUCUAAGAAUCAUGCUAUGAGCAUUCAUGCCUUUGAUCUGAAUGCUGAUGGAGUAGUUGAACUCAUAACUGGCUGGUCAAACGGAAAGAUUGAUGCACGGAGUGACCGAACGGGUGAGGUCAUUUUUAAAGACAACUUCUCCUCUUCUGUGGCUGGAGUGGUGGAGGGAGACUACCGGCUGGAUGGGCAGAAACAGCUCAUCUGUACCUCUAUAGAAGGAGAAGUUCGAGGUUACCUCCCUGCAAGUAAAGAACAAAAAGGAAAUCUUAUGGACUCUAGUGCUGAGCAGGAUCUCAUUAGAGAACUCAGCCAGCGUAGACAGAAUCUCCUUCUUGAACUUAGGAACUAUGAAGAAAAUGCCAAGGGUGUGUCAGAAGCCAACAGUGGUGUGGGUGUGAUUCCAGCCAAUACUCAACUUCAGACUGCUCUUUCAGUUCGACCAGCCACAGAGGCACAGAGGGCACAUGUAGAGCUCAACAUUUCAACGCCAAAUGAAACAAUAAUUCGUGCAGUGCUCAUUUUUGCGGAGGGGAUUUUUGAGGGAGAGAGUCACGUGGUUCACCCCAAUGCCCAAAACCUGUCAGGCUGUAUACGAGUUCCUAUAGUCCCUCCAAAGGAUAUACCUGUGGAUCUUCAUAUUAAAGCUUUUGUUGGGGGAAAAUCAAGUACCCAGUUCCAUGUGUUUGAAAUCACUCGUCAGCUGCCUCGGUUCUCCAUGUAUGACCUGAUUGAUGAGUCCACAGCUGCCCCUCCCUCUGGAUGGGUCACCUUUAGCAUAAAUGACAGGCCACAAAGGAUUGUGAUGUGGCUGAACCAGAACUUCUUGCUUCCAGAGGGAAUAGAUAGCCCAAAUGUAACUUUUCAUUCUCUGAGGACUGGUGGAGUGUUGUCCAUCAGCAAGGCCAGCAAUGGACAGAUCACUUUUAAAACUGAUGACAUCGACCUGGCAGGGGAUCUUGUUCAGUCAUUGGCGUCCUUUCUGGGAAUAGAUGACCUAGCAGCAGAAGCAGAUUUCCCUGGAUACUUUGAGGAUCUCCGAACCUCACUCUCUGAGGUGGAUGAGUUCCACUCAGUCCAUCAGAAGUUAACUGCAGAUAUGGCUGACCACUCUAACUACAUCAGGAUUAUGUUGGUACAAGCAGAAGAUUCUCGUCUCAUGAGUGACAUAACAUCCAUGAAGAAACGCUAUAGAGAGUUGUAUGAUUUAAACAGAGAUCUGAUAAAUGAAUAUAAGAUCCGCUCCAACAAUCACAAUGCUCUACUUUCCUGCCUUAAAUCUGUAAAUCAAGCCAUCCAGCGGGCUGGAAGACUGCGAGUCGGAAAACCUAAGAACCAAGUGAUAUCCGCCUGCCGAGAUGCUAUCAAGAGCAACAACGUUAAUGUACUGUUUAGGAUCAUGAAAGCAGGGACUGCAUCGUUCUGAGAAUGAAAUCAGAAGCUGUCAAGAUGUUGACAAAUAAUUUUAAACUCCACAGUACUGUUUUGUACAAAUCUAAUAUCUAUAUUGUUUGGUCAAAGGUAGGGGGCACAUUUUUGCCUUAAUUAAUUUAUGUUCUCAGAAUAGAAUUAUAGAGAUAAUACAAAAAAAGUCAUCCUCAGCCAAAGCAUUGACUCUUUCUCAUCUCUAUGGUGGAAGUGAAGAGCAGCCAUGCUAAUUAAGCGAUCUUAAACAGCAAAACUGAAACUAGCUUGAUUCAUGAUAAUCUCAGGGUGGUUCUGCAGGUAGCGCAGUCAUUUUAGUCAUUUAUUGUAUUGGCGCUAAAUUUAAUAGUUCAUUACUUGUUAAAAUGCAUCAUCAUUCAUUCAUUCAUAUACUGCCAUCUGCAAUGACGUGUGCUGGAUGUGUUGGAAUAUAACCUACAAAUAUGUAGAUAUAUGCAUGUGUUCCAGCACAAUUGUUUAGAGUAUUGUUUGGAAAGUAUGGCACAAUGUCAGCAGUGCAGGACUGUUUAAUCCAGCUGACAUGGUGAUGUUUAGAGGGAGAACAGCUGGACAGUCAGUAAGGAGGCCCAGUGACAGCCCCAGAUGUUAUAUGUCUAUAGCCAAAGAAACACGUUUUUAAGGAUAUGUACUUUGUAAAUUUUAUAGGUAGAUUAGUAGAUAGAUGUGUGUUUGUGAAAAAUAAUAUGAAUAAAUUAUAUCUGAAGAUUUAGUU
Messenger RNA from Periophthalmus magnuspinnatus, 2966 nucleotides. It is a transcript of the gene bbs2, whose product is annotated as Bardet-Biedl syndrome 2. Lineage: Eukaryota; Metazoa; Chordata; Actinopteri; Gobiiformes; Gobiidae. Gene Ontology annotation, biological process: non-motile cilium assembly. Gene Ontology annotation, molecular function: protein binding. The record is from RefSeq and is a predicted model, not a curated record. The transcript is spliced from 18 exons. Gene Ontology annotation, cellular component: ciliary basal body; motile cilium; membrane. The coding region runs from base 96 to 2234 and encodes 712 amino acids.